Venturia canescens is the source of this 6263-nucleotide messenger RNA. RefSeq lists its product as uncharacterized. The record is from RefSeq and is a predicted model, not a curated record. The coding region runs from base 1080 to 3809 and encodes 909 amino acids. Lineage: Eukaryota; Metazoa; Arthropoda; Insecta; Hymenoptera; Ichneumonidae. The transcript has 19 exons.
CGACACGAAAAAGGUCCGUUGGUGGUGGGCAUGCGGACGUUUUAUACGAGGAUGGAGAAUGGAGAAGUGGAGAGGGCUUACCGACGACAACCAGCUAGUAUGAGAAUUUCGGAGUGGGAGAAAUGCCGUGAAAAAAGUUACACAGGGAAGUGUGGGACUGGACGUCGCCGGCGUGGCGAUAUUAUACGUUCGCUAUUCUUUGAUCAUGCAGUAGUAAGAAAAAGAGGAGACAUAUUGGAGAGCGAAAUAAUUGAAACGUCAGUUAAUCAAGGACUGCCGGAGCUGUGGGACGCUGAAACUUCAAUUUAGCCUUUUCAAAUGAGCCGCAAACGUCAGGAUCACGUGGUCUCCGUAACACGUGCGUAGCGAGAACUGUCAACUGAGGAAAGCAAAGUUCACGCGAUUUGAAAUUGGAUGGAUACGAUUUUUAUUGUAACUAUCAACGUUGGCCAAUCAACGGGGAGAUUACGCCUACUAAAAAUGCUGGAUGAAGAUUCUCGGAUAAUAAAUGUGCGGAGCAAUAAUUCCAGAAGUGAAUUUCGAAUUUGAUGUGAAAUGGCACGUACCCAUUGAGAAGUGAACGACUUAAAUUGGAGCAAGCUGGAAACGUUGUUUCGUCGAGUACAGAGCGCGAAAGAACGAGAGACGAAAUGUUUAGCAGGAAGCGAUGAAAUUCGAGGAGAAAAAAUAGUGCAAGCGAGCAGAAAACCGGAAGAUCCUUAAUGCUGAACGAGCUCCGUGGGCGCCGGGAGUUUGUUCAUGAACGACGCUAACAGCGAAGAGAGAAGAAGAAGAGGGAGGGAGCAUCGACUCUCGCCAGGGUGUAUACCUAGUUUAUAAAUAGAGUUAAAACACCGUCUCGCGGAAGCUCUCGAGCGUCGAAAGCACGCUUGCGUGUGUUUUCCUCGUGUUUGUGCAAAGAGAUCGCGUAGAAGUUUGGGUGUAGGACAAAGUUUUCUCUAUCGCAAGACGCACACGAAGGAGCGGGUCGAAGCGUCGAAGGGGUUGGGCUCGGGCGUGUGUGUGUUUGGGUAGUGGGGAUUGGAAGGGGCUCCGCUCGUCGGUGGAAAUAGAAAAGAAUGUUUUCGGAAUCCAAUUGGACUUGGUUGGCAGAACGAUGGGGCAAUAUGGCCGACUUGGCCGAGCGUGUGGACGAUCUGAUAUGCAGUUUCGAUUCUACUGGUGAUACGACAAUGGAUACACUAUCGAUGCUCAUAUUUGGGUGGAUGUUGUUCGGCCUCGUUGUACUUUGCGUCGGUAAAUUUGUUUACAAUCGUUUUGUCAACAAUGAGAUUAAAAAUCGUGAUAACCUCGGGGCUAGUGCGACGUUAAUUAGUGGGCCAACGAGCUCGAGCAAGGAACCACAGCAGCAUGCAUUCCACCUUGGUGAAAGUGUCGUUGGUGCGGGUAACGUCGCCAGUAAAUUAUUGGCUAAUGAAAAACCCAUUAGAGUUAUGAUGGCGAAAAGUGCAUCGAUGGGAAUCGCCGGCGGUGGUGGUGCUAGUGUUAUUGGUGCUGGUCCAAGUGCUGCUGGAUCCAAUUUCACUGGUGGCUUCAUCGGCGGUGGCACUAGCGGCGCUGGAAUUCUCAUGUCCUCCACUUCUUUCGGGCCAACCGGCUCUCCAGGUGGUUACGUACCACCCACACCCCCUGUCAGAAAACGUCUCACGAGAAAAACUUCCGGCCCCUUAUUGAGCCCUUCCAGAAGCUCCAGAUCGCUCAACCUCCCUGCUGCCACCGGCCCUGAUAACGAAGCCGUUCGAUGGGUCAACGAGCUCGUUUAUUGGCUCCACAGCGAUCUCGUUAUACUCAAUGAACUUCUCGGCACAUGGGUCUUGUCUCUCAAUGAUUUUGUCAGCAGCUCCGUCGAGGAACACGGAGUUGGCGUAGAAUUUGUACGUGUUUUGCCGGAAACGCAUCCUCCGGUAUUGUCCAAUAUAUUCUGCGAGUGCGACAGCAAGAACGACGUCACUAUUACGUGCGACUGCGAGGCUACUCCGGCUUUACAAUUGAAAGCUUUUCGUCAGAAAGGUGAUAAGGUUGAGGUCAGCCAUUAUCGCGUAAACGUUAAUCGCUUCCGGGCGCGCCUUAACGUCGUUUGCAUUACGGAAAAAAUGUUGCUCGAUCUGAAAUGCGACGGUUGGCCGGAGGUCAAAGUGUCACUGGCCGCUGUCGGUACGAUUAAGAAGGAUUUAGACGAGAGCCAACUUCAGGAGGUCGUAACGGAGAUUGUGAUCGGUGCUUUGAGAGGCACAAACGUGCAUUUCAACCUCACACAAUAUCCGACGUGUCCACGACUUUGGAGAGAACCACCACCCCAGCCCGGGCAUCCGUUGCCUCUGCACUACGAUAGUAUGCAACCUCAUCAACGUCAUCAAACUCACCAUUCAUCGGCCUCCACGAUCCAUCAAUACGCACCCGGGGAAAGACGUCUCCUCGUCAAGGUCGUUAAGGCUGCUGAAUUGGGGGGUGCAGAGGGUUGUCGCGAACCAUACUGCGUCGUCGAGUUGGAUGAGCCACCUCAGAAGAAUCAAACUUCGAUUAAAAAAGACACAUCAAAUCCAAUUUGGGAAGAAGCUUUUCUGUUCGACAUCAGCCACAACACGUCCGAGGUCUUAUUGGAAAUUUACGAUCACGUGAAUAAGGCUCAAAGAUUUUUGGGCCUCGGUAUCGUCGGGGUAGAGGAACUUCUCGCUAAUCCGAGCCAGAGACAAAUUAUUCCACUUCAGGCUCGUCCGUACGAGGCGGACGAAGUUACUGGAACUCUGACAGUCGAGUUUCUGUUCAUCGAGGGCGCCGAAGUACCCCAAAUCGGCUCGAAACCUUUCAAAGUUAAGGAAUCCAUAAAGCCGUUAUCACCAACACGAACAUACAGCCCGACCAAUCUACUCAGCAAUAGUAGCCUAAAUUAUAACAAUGGUAACAGCACACUUAUCUUGUACGACUCUACCAGUCAAUCUGCCGGCGACUUUUUAACAAACGGCAAUACCGAGGAAUCGCCUUAUCGAACCGGUCAAACGAACGGGAAUAAAGGAACUCUCAUCGUUCACAGUCAACAGAGGCAAUCGGAACGACAGGUAGUAAAGGUCGCUCUAUCGCACAAUGGAAGUUGGCAGGAAAUUUCGCCAGAGCAUGGGAACAGGGAUACAAGCGCCACAUCAGGACCGGAAAGCACGCCUAAUUCAUCAAAUUCUGAAAGCAUGAGAGAACGUGGAAGAACGAGGAGGAAACGGCGAGACUUUUUCGGCACGAUAAAGCGACGUCUUGGUAGAUCAAAAACGAGAAGUCGAUCAGCUGGUCCCGAAGGUGACACGAAUCACGAGGAAGCGCACUCAAGAUCGAUAUCCGCUGACAGAGCGAGGGAUCCAGGAUCCGCUUUACUUACUGUACCAGGAAAAGAGGAACUCUCGAGAAGGUCGAGUCUCAGCGAGGCAUCUGCGAUAAGUGGAACGUCGACCAGAACAUACAUCAAUGAAGCGUCGACUCUGGUGCUAGAGACUCUAGAAAAUGGAAUUAAAAAACACUACCUCGUACCCUUGUCUCUUGCACAAAAGAGCAAAUGGCGGAAAAAAGGCACAAAACUUCAUAUAUUCAACGAUCACACAUUCAUCGCAAAACACAUGCCUGGUGGAACGGUCUGCGAGGUAUGCAAAAGGACUUUAGCCCGAAGAUUGGGAAAGCAGGGAUACGAGUGUCGAGACUGUCUGAUGAAAUGCCACAAACAUUGUCACGUCAAGGUGGAGAGCAUGUGUUCAACUUCCACGAUCCAAAGCAUCGAACUGUCCCUACUACCGGUACUGAGCGAAUAAGAUAGGACCUGCAUAAAGACUCCGAUGCUCGAGAGAAAAUAUUCAACCCGACGACGUUAGCCACCAUUAAUUUAUCGCUUACGAAUCUCGCCACGAAACGACUUCGAACGACGACUUCGUCGAAAAAAAAAUUUCGCACAUACACGAAAUUUGAAAGUUGAGCUUCCUACGAAUUUUUAUUUAUGAUUUUUUUUCUUCUUCCAUCCCUUUUUUUAAUUCCAUGUUCACGUAUAAACGUAUACCGUGAACGUGACUCGAUACCAAAAGCUUAUUCAAGAGAAAACAAAGGAUAUUAGCAUUUUUAAAAACAUCGAACUUACAUAUUGUUUAUUGAUUUGUUUCUUUUUUCAUCGUUACUUUAUUUUCAAUGUCAAAAUGACUGAAAUAAUAUUAUAUAGCAUAUAAAAUAACUGUUCGAACGUUUGAUUUAUGGAAAUAAACGAAAAGAAACGAGAGAAAAAUUAUUCCCCGAAGGAGAAGAAACGGAAACACUAAAUUGUUACACAGUUUAACGAUAUUGGCUUAUCACGAAGCUUCAAAGCUUCAUUGCUUAUCCGACGUCUCGAAAAACUAUAAAAUAAUUGUGAAAUUUUGAAAAAAUUAUUCUCUAACUCAAACCUUCUAAUCUUUCCGACUUUGUAAUUGAACGUUUCUCUUGAUUGAUAACAACGUUUCAAUUCCAAAGCCAUCGUACAGCUGAAACCAAUGAACUAAUCAAAAGUUUAUGUGUCUCGUUUUGGAGGUGGUGGACACUUGUGGAGAAUUGGUAACCUAACCUAUAAUCUAUAUUCAAUAUCCAUUUUGCACCUGAUUCUGACAGUUUAAAUUUUUUUUGUUCAAUAAGUCACUAAUUUCGAAGUAUUUAUAAAUUAAUGAGUAGUAUGUUCUUCCGAGGUAAAAAAGCGCGGAAAUCUUCGUAAAAGUCGGUGCGAUGGGUUAGGAGAAAAAGAAUAUAGGGAUGGUGCAAGUAGACUACCGCGCCACUAGUGAUGAAAAGUGAAAUCUUUUGGAGGUAUUUUAUCAUUAUUGUAUUAUUAUAUAUAUUAAAUUAUUAUGAUUAUAUUUCCAUCAACGUAUUGAAAGUGCUACCCCCAAAAACUUAUAAUUUAUGACAUUAGAGGCGCCACGAGUACUUUCGACCUGCCCUCUAUCGAAUCUGCACCAUCCCUAUAGUGGAGUUGUUCAACGAAGCAGAUGUCGCCACUACUCGUGAUAAAUCGGUAAAGCAAUAAGUGAUUUUUCACAAUUUCGCGUAUUCAACGAAACCGUUUAAUUGUUAGAAAAAUAACGACGAAAAAACGUUAAUGCCUAGAAGAAAUAAUGUUCUUAGCCUUCCAACGCGCAAAAAGAAUUUUCAUUCAACAUUUCACGCUCGCUAGUCACGAACUUGAGACAAAACGAUCGAUGUACGCGGACAAUCAAACCUAACCUUACUUUCCCGUUCGAAAACUCGAAAGAAAAUUUAAAACCGAAACGAGAAUUCCGGAAUAAUACACUCGUUCUCGUAUUCGCGUAUUGGCCCAUGUGUGACAUUUUUAUGUGAAAUCUUUUAAACAAGCACACGUUUGAUAAUACAACGAUAAAGGAGUUACGACUGAUUUUUAACUUAAUCUAUAUAAUUCAAGUGAGAAUAGGGUGAAUUUACGUGUACGAUCGUAUUAUACACAAUAAUAUAUUUGUAUGACUUUUACUAUAUUACUGCACGAAAAGUCGUCGAGUUAUUGGUUUUUUGUCUUAUUACGAUCAAUAUUUCAUUAUUGCCUCCUCGAAUCAUGGUUCAAAUUUUCACAAUCGUAACCAUUUUUGAACAUCGAUUUCUUUAUUUCUCUUUCGUUUUGUUUCCGUCCGAAAUCGCGAUGCUGUUGAGCGCACGGGACAGACUACUUUCGUUUCUUCUUUUACCCCCAGACAAAGAACUCAGACGUAGGGUAGAAGCACAGUUCUUAUGGCCGCUCUGAGGACAAACUUUCUGCGACUCAAACGGCCGGUUGGCGGCGUGGCGGUCGCAGUGCGGCAGCUAUCUCUCUCGCUCCCAUUGCAAUGCAAAAACUGCUCGAACUGAACGCAGAGGGUCGAGUGAUCAAACCCCACUCGUAGAGUUUUUUUUUUUUUUAUCCACUAUGUAAAAAAAUAGUUUUUAACGACACGGUUAAUCUUUAUUAUUAUUUUUCAUCAAUUAAAUAAAUAAAUAGUCUCCGAAUAUGAAGAGCGUUUGAGAUUUUUUCUAUAAAUCAAGUGCAUGAAUAGUUUUUAAAUUUUUUUUAUAAAUUUGAAAUUGUGAGUCGCAUGAAAAUUGAGAAUCGUUUCAAAGUCGCCUUUAAAAUUUUUGAAGUGAAUGAAGUAAAUAAAUAUUUCAUUUUGAUUAUUGAAUUUAAUGAAAAUAAGGCGAAAGUACGAAAACUUUGAACAUUCAAUAUAGACGUUCAUUAUUCAUUAAACCAGGAGAUCAUUUUA